AUCAUCUCUCUAUCAAGUAUCUAUCUACAUAGUAUCUAUAUAAUGGAGUCAAAAGAUUGAGAGUUUUACUUUUAGUUAUCAACUCUUUAUUUUGUGAGUUCUUCAGAGUCGUUUCUUACUUCGAAAACUCACUGGUUCUUUCUUACAGAAAUAGCGUUUCUCCUCAAGAAGUUCACAAAUGCUGCCACCUCAGCUGAACGUACCAAGAUCAAACCUCCAAUGUUACGGCGAGAUGGUCUACUUAUGCAGGAAGGAUCUGCUUGGGGAAUGCAGUCGUCGUGAUCUUCCCAUCGAACGGCUCAAAUCGGUGGUGACAUGGAACAUCUCCACACUCCGUCCGCUGAUAUUUGGCAUGUCUCCUUACAAUCCCGUUCUCGGCGAGACUCACCACGUCUCCAACGGUCACAUCAACGUCAUCGUCGAACAAGUAGUGCAUCAUCCUCCGGUGUCCGCACUUCAUGCGACUCACGAGAAGGAAAAGAUCGACGUGAUAUGGUGUCAAUAUUUCACUCCUAAAUUUCGUGGUGCUUACGUGGAUGUUGAGAUAAAGGGUAAAAGAGUAAUGAAGCUUCUCAAUCACAAAGAGACUUAUGAGAUGAACCAACCGAGACUAAUUAUGAGAUUCUUACCGACGCCGGGAGCUCACUGGACAGGAAAAGUCAAGAUAAAGUGUCCGGAGACCGAUCUUGAAGCUGAGAUAAAUUUGAUCUCCGAUUCAUUCAUCGAAAGGUUCAGAGGCAACAACAAUAGAUCAAUUAAAGGAAAGAUCUUUGAAUCUUCCACUGGUACUGAACUCUACAACAUUUUUGGCCAUUGGGACAGAACAGUAACGGCUAAAAAUCUAAAGACUGGUGAACUCGAGGUUAUAUACAAUGCCGAGGAGAAUAUAACAGGACUCAAACCUCCAAUAGUCAAGAAUCUUAAAGAGGUAAUGGAGAGCGAGUCAGCGAUUAUAUGGAGUGAAGUAAGUGAAGGAAUACUGAAGAAAGAUUGGGAAAGAGCAAGAGAAGCUAAGAGCCUUGUGGAGGCGAAGCAGAGAGAGUCUCUGAAAAACAGAGAGGCUUCAGGUGAGUUAUGGGUUCCUAAACACUUCUCAGUGGUCAAAGACGGUAAAGACUGGGACCUCUCACCGCUAGAGUCCACGGUUCCUCAGGCUCCACUCGUCAUCACAGAAGCAGAAGGGGAGAAAUCAUAAAUCAGUUUCAAGAUUCCAACACUCUAUGUUGAUAAUAGCUUCUUAAGUCAUAGUAUUAAAGUUAACAUAUACUUAAGCCGAUAAUGACAUGUCCGUCAAUAAGCAUAAAGGUGAUAAAUGGUGUUUUUGUCACUUCAUUUGAGGUUGAAUAUAUCAAAUAUGUCAUAUCCA
Camelina sativa (false flax) is the source of this 1366-nucleotide messenger RNA. Its product is annotated as oxysterol-binding protein-related protein 4B-like. The record is from RefSeq and is a predicted model, not a curated record. Gene Ontology annotation, molecular function: sterol binding. Lineage: Eukaryota; Viridiplantae; Streptophyta; Magnoliopsida; Brassicales; Brassicaceae. Gene Ontology annotation, cellular component: cytosol; membrane.